Dissoconium aciculare CBS 342.82 is the source of this 1159-nucleotide messenger RNA. RefSeq lists its product as uncharacterized. NCBI's taxonomy places the organism in Eukaryota, Fungi, Ascomycota, Dothideomycetes, Mycosphaerellales, Dissoconiaceae. Bases 440 to 1099 code for a protein of 219 amino acids. The transcript has a single exon. The record is from RefSeq and is a predicted model, not a curated record.
UGAAGCGCGAGGCGGCCAGGAAGAGGCGGACGACGAAGGCGAAGAGACGGAGACGGAAGGCGACGGCGCGACGGCCUCGAUGAUCGUCGUGGACCCUCCCACGGACUCGACAACGAAGCAGUCCAACACAGAGCAGCCGACUCCUCACGCGGACCAGACUCAAAGCGAAACUCUAUCAUCAACAAACGAAACCCUCCGACAGAGAAAACCCGCGCCCUCAGAGAGCGUCCGGAGCGAGCAGAGCCAGUCCUCCCUCCACAGUGCGAAUUCCCUCCACGAAGCAGGCAGCACCGAUUCGGAAUGGGAGAAGGUCGACGACAAGGACGCAGCGGCGGGGGUCCAGCAGCGAAGAGCAUGAUUUGAACGAAACCGAUUAAUUUACCGUUAUUUGUUUUGCUUUUUUUUCUCUCUCUGGGUGGAUUUCAUAUGGGGAAAAGAAAUGUUCCUCAAAAUGGCGCCUGGCCAUCAUCAUCAUCAUCAUCAUGUGUGUGUGGAUAACACCAAGAGAGGAGGGAGAAGGAAAGAAAGAAAGAAAGAAAGGAGAGACAGAGGAGAGGUCUACAGGAAAAUCCGUCAUGAUAUCCCCUCCCACCUUACUAGGUACAUAUACAAAUGCAUUGUGUCGCUCUCCUCUCGCGUCUGGCAACGGACCGUUUCAUCUUCCCUCUUCUCCUUCUUCCUCUUCUCUCUUUCUCUCUUUGUUUCCUCUCGCAACGGCGUGCAAACUGGAAAGCAGUCGCCGAAUCUCCUAGCGGAGGGUCAACGACCAUCGGAUGGAAAACGUGCACCUGGUCGGGACGAGUCCAUGGAAAAACAUCAUGUGAGAGGGAGAGCUCCGUCGGGAUGGUCUCUCUGCCUCACUCUCUCUCUCUCUCACUCACUCACACACUCACUUACUCACUCAAAGAAAAGGAGCCGGAAAACGGGAAGUGAUGGAACAGAACAUGGAUGCAGAUUUCUCCCCAAUUUCGACGAUCGAUCGGAAAACGGAAAACAAAAAUACAUUUCCCCGUCCGGUCAAGAGGAGAGGAAGAAGAAGAAGAAGACGAGGACGAAGAACGGACAUGAUAAACAACAUGGACAGGUCUACGGGAAGUAGCGAAAAAAAGGAAGAAGAAAUAUCCUCUCCGACAUUUCCGCCGCCCGGGGCACAGAGCAC